Cheilinus undulatus (humphead wrasse) is the source of this 2643-nucleotide messenger RNA. It is a transcript of the gene fbxw10, whose product is annotated as F-box and WD repeat domain containing 10. Gene Ontology annotation, molecular function: protein binding. The record is from RefSeq and is a predicted model, not a curated record. NCBI's taxonomy places the organism in Eukaryota, Metazoa, Chordata, Actinopteri, Labriformes, Labridae.
AUGGAGGCCGCUACACUGGGUGGAAAUGUUUCAGCUUUUGAACUGGACUGCAAACCGACUGAAAAAUGUGUCAUCAUGUGCGGGAUGUGUCCAUUUUGCGCUUUUGCCGCAAAACCACCGGGUUCAGUUCAGUGUUUGUGGAAAGUCUCUGACGACUUCAAGAGGAAGUUUAUAAUGAACCUGCUUUUACAAUGUCGGAACAUUAACACGCUCGAGAGCAUCCAGAGAGUGCUGAACGUAACUUCAUGGACUUUAUUUACCUACGCCAGGUCAAAGAGACCACUUACAUCAAAGUACAGCUCUAGUACAGACAGGGUACUGGGAAGGAAACCAGUCGGACUGGACUUGAAACGUAUACUGGACUGGUUCAACAGCAGCACCGAGUGGUUGAAGUUGCGCUAUCUUUGCCGCCUUUUCUCAUUUUGUGACUCAGAAAUGUUACAUAUGAUUACCAAUUUGACAAGCGUGCUUCUAGCCAGAAAAAAACGAGGAUUUCUGCCAUAUAAUGGUAAAAGCACAUCUCUCAGUCGGAAAUGUAAGGAGAGUGAAGACUCAGAGGACCCUGCUCUUAUGGUGGUUCCUGGAUCCUUAAAGUCUGCAUCAGGAGUCAGCAGAUACAGAGACUUCAUAGGCUGCCUGCAUGUUUACCUGUCAAAGAGAAUAUUAGGUCUGUUGGAUGAAAACACUCUUAGAGUCUGUCAGAAGGUUUGUCGAUACUGGCAGUACCUCGCACAGGAAACUCUGGAGGAAAAGAAGUUAGCAAGAAAGUUUCAAGAUAAAAUAAAGGCCAUGAUGGAGAAAAACAAAGGGAUGAGAACAGUCAGCCCUACUUAUGCUAAAAUUGUUGCUGUUCCGGUACCUGUUAGAGACGAUGAGGAAACAAAUACUCAACCUCCCAUUCAAAAGGUCAAGCUGUUUGAAGCUGCUUAUGCCAAAAUCAAAACCAAAAUGGUGCAAAUGGAAGAGCGAAAUGUUUACUGUGGUGCAUAUUUUACCACGGUUCUAGUGGAGCAGGAAGACCCUCAUCGUGUGGUAGACUACAGAGGCAGAUCGUUGAUGGCCACAGGCUCUAAAGACUGUGUGGUGAAUCUGCUAUAUGUGACGUCACAAACUAAAACCGUGUCGAAGCUGAAGGGUCAUGUUGGCGGCAUCCAGGUGGUGCUACUCUGUGAGGAACGAGACUUGCUGAUUUCUGCCAGCUGGGACUCAAGUAUCAGGUGUUGGAAUCUGAAGACAGACACUUGUUUGAUGAUUCUGUACGGUCACACUAGAGCUGUAAACUGUCUGGACGUUCAUGGUGAUAGACUUGUUUCAGGAGCCAAAGACUGUCUUGUUAAAGUGUGGAGUCUGCACACAGGAAAGCUUUUUGAGGAUCUAAAUUUCAAGCACCCAAGUCCUGUCCAAUGUGUGAAGAUCAACAAAACGACAGUGUAUAGCAGCUGCAAUCGAGGGUUCAUCAAAAUAUGGGACAUGGAGAAUGCAGCGCUGCUCAGGGUGAUCAAUGACCACAAGAAUUCAGUGAACUGUCUGUUCCUUGAUGAGUGGCAUCUUUUGUCUGGGGACUCUGUUGGGCAGGUCAUGGCCUGGAGCACCAACUGUGAUGUUAAAGAUUGUCUGAUGACCUUCAACCACCCAAAGGAGGUGAAAUCUCUGACUCUCCUGUACCUCCGUGUCAUUACUGGCUGUGCUGAUGGAAAGAUCCGAGUGUUCAAUUUUCUCACUGGAGAUUGUCUGAGAGAAAUCAAGGCAGAGGCUGAAACAGGACGAUUAAUGUCGCUGCACUUUCAUGACAACAGUAUUCUAGUGAACUCAGCCUCCUGUGUGAAGCACUACCAGUUUGCUAAAGUGUUCUGGGAUUACACAGAGUCAACAGAGAGAGGCAGAGGUGAUGAAGUGUGUCAGAAUCACACCAAAAAAGCUACUUCACCCAGCCAGAAGAUGCACAACUUCAACAAGAGACCAGAGAGAUCUAAGCUGCUUUACCACACCUGCUGCUCUGCUACCUCAACUAAAAAUCAUGCACAAAGUAAAGAGCACUGUAAAAGUGCUGAUGAGUCGGUGAUGCUGAGUGAAAAGGCAGCAAGCGCACGGAUGAGGAAGAGAGGUCUUCACCGUCCUCUAACACGUGACUCCAUCCUACUUAAGGUCAAUGCUAUGCAGAGGGCAUGGUGUACCGAUGAAACCAGCAUCAACAUGGAGCGCAAUGCCCAGCUGAGAGACUCCUGGGGUCCUGAGACACCCAAGAGCCCAAUAGAUCUGCCAAUAGACGCUCAUCUCAGGAGGCCUAAGACCUGCAUCCCCAUUUUAAAGCAAGCAGCCAGUCAAACUGUCAUGAACACAAUCCAUGGCAGGGCUAAGUGUCACAUUGCUCACACAACCCGGCCAAUCAGGAAGCUGAGUGGGUUUGCUACAAGUACAGCAGAGAGACCAAGGACUCCUGAGUGUGCAGUUACAACAAGAUCCCAUCUUAAUCUAGAACAGUCCAUGAAAUCUAGUACCAGCUUACCCAGGAUCAGCCCUGUGAGUCCAGUCAGAAUGCGUGGAGGAUUCAGGCUGAUCUCAGGGAAACAGCUGGAGGACUGUAACUGUUCUAAGAGGGGUCUGACACUGAGCUAUGAGCUAAAACUGACCAAGAAACAGUAG